This is a messenger RNA of Galeopterus variegatus (Sunda flying lemur), 734 nucleotides long. RefSeq names its product retinoic acid receptor responder (tazarotene induced) 2 (gene RARRES2). The transcript has 6 exons. Gene Ontology annotation, molecular function: signaling receptor binding. Bases 123 to 614 code for a protein of 163 amino acids. The record is from RefSeq and is a predicted model, not a curated record. Lineage: Eukaryota; Metazoa; Chordata; Mammalia; Dermoptera; Cynocephalidae. Gene Ontology annotation, biological process: regulation of lipid catabolic process; inflammatory response.
CCCGCGGGAGGGCGGGAGGAGACGGGGAGAGGCUGACGGCCCAGGGCAAGGCUCGUGCUGCGGGAAGGUGAGGCGAGACCCCGAGGCAGAGGGAAGGAGGCCAGGGUGACCGAGGGGAAGCCAUGAGGCAGCUGCUGAUCCCGCUGGCCCUGUGGCUGGCUGCGGUAGGCUUGGGCAGUGCCGAGCUCACGAGGGUCCAGCGCCGGGGUCUGCAGGUGGCCCUGGAGGAAUUCCACAAGCACCCGCCUGUGCAGUGGGCCUUCCGGGAAACCAGCGUGGACAGUGCGCUGGACACGCUCUUCCCAGCCGGGACCUUUGUGAGACUGGAAUUUAAGCUCCAGCAGACGAGCUGCCAGAAGAAGGACUGGAAGAAACCUGAGUGCAAGGUUAAGCCCAACGGGAGGAAGAGGAAAUGCCUGGCCUGCAUCAAACUGGACCCCCAGGAUAAAGUUCUGGGCCGGAUGGUCUACUGCCCCAUACAGACUCAGGCUCCACGGGAACCCAAGGAGCACCAGGAGACCCAGUGCAGCAGGGUGGAGCGAGCUGGCGAGGACCCCCAGAGCUACUAUUUACCCGGACAAUUUGCCUUCUUCAAGGCCCAGCCCCCCAACUGAGCCCUGGACUGAAUUGCAUCCAGCUUCCUGAACAGCUGCGGGUGGUAACCAGUGGAAGAGCCUGCCCUCCCAGGGAGAUGAACCCUUUCUAUCCUGAGUUAAUAAAACUGCUCCCCAAGU